ACUUUUGACCGCUUAUUAGCGCCAAUCAAGUAUCGACAUAGCCCCCCCCACCAAGAAUUUCUCUCCACCCCGCCAUCGAAGCAGCCUCCUCAGUCUGGGACAACAACAACUCCACGAUCCCUCAAACCACCAAAAGGAUCUUUUCGUAUAUUCACCAGAAAAGCUCUCUUCAAAUAUGGUUUCUGCAUCGAAGGCUGCGCGUGACGCCAAGAGAGCCGCCGAGGGAAAGGCGCCCAAGAAGACCGCUGCCUCCCGCGCCAAGGGAAAGGAUUCCGAAAAUGCAUCGGGAGCCUCCUCAGUAGCUGGGGACGAGACGCCGCCUAGCACCAAGAGACAAGAUGAGAUCAAGAGACUUGCUGACCAGAUGGACAAGCAUGGCCUGUCGGAUCGUGUCACAACUGGUGUCCUGUCGUCGCUGAAGGCGUCGAGGGAUGUCAAGAUUACGUCCGUCUCGCUUGUUUUCCACGGUCGUGUCUUGAUCCAGGAUGCCACUCUGGAGCUGACAUAUGGCCGUCGUUACGGUCUGUUGGGAGAGAACGGCUGCGGAAAGUCGACCUUCUUGAAGUCUCUCGACAAGCGCGAGUUCCCUAUCCCAGAAUUUAUCGAUAUCUAUCUGCUCAACGAAGGUGCUCCCCCAAGCGAAUUGGGUGCACUCGAGUGGGUCGUGACCGAGGCCGAGAAUGAGAUGGAAAGACUUGACAAAGAGGCCGAAGAGAUUUUGGAGACCGAUGGCCCUGAGAGCCCGCUGCUGAUGGACCUGUACGAGCGUAUGGAGUCGAUGGACCCGAGCACAUUCGAGGUCAGAGCAAGCAUCAUCCUUACUGGUCUUGGUUUCAACAAGGUCACUAUUAAGAAGAAGACCAAGGAUAUGUCUGGUGGAUGGAGAAUGAGAGUUGCGCUGGCCAAGGCUCUGUUCGUGAAGCCGUCGCUGCUGCUUCUCGAUGACCCGACUGCCCAUUUGGAUCUGGAAGCCUGUGUGUGGCUUGAGGAUUAUUUGGCAAAGUGGGAUAGAACCCUCGUAUUGGUUUCCCAUUCCAUGGAUUUCUUGAACGGUGUCUGCACAAACAUGAUCGAUAUGCGCGAUAGGGCCCUCCUGUACUACGGUGGUAACUACGAUUCUUACCACAAGACGAGGGCAGAGCAAGAAGUCAAUCAGAUGAAGGCGUACCACAAGCAACAGGAUGAAAUCAAGCACAUCAAGGCAUUCAUUGCCAGUGCAGGAACAUACGCCAAUCUUGUGCGACAGGCUAAGUCGAGACAAAAGAUUUUGGACAAGAUGGAGGCCGAUGGCUUUAUCCAACCCGUCCAUGAGGACCGUGUCUUCACAUUCCGCUUCGCUGAUGUGGAGAAGCUUCCACCGCCAGUGUUGUCUUUCGACGACGUUACCUUCUCAUACUCCGGAAAUGCCAAGGACAACCUUUACGAGCACCUGGAUCUCGGUACCGAUAUGGACUCCAGAACCGCCCUUGUCGGACCCAACGGUGUUGGCAAGUCCACUCUCCUUAAGCUGAUGACGGGUGCUCUCUCGCCAACUGGCGGACAAGUCUCCAGACACACUCACUUGAAGAUGGGUGUCUACUCCCAGCACUCUUCGGAGCAGCUUGACCUGACCAAGUCCGCGCUGGACUUCGUCCGUGACAAGUAUUCCGAGAAGAGCCAGGAUUACCAGUACUGGAGACAGCAGCUUGGCAAGUACGGCCUGAGCGGAGAGUCCCAGACGGCGCUCAUGGGCACCCUUUCCGAGGGACAGAAGAGUCGUAUUGUAUUCGCUCUGCUUGCCAUCGAUGGCCCCAACAUGUUGUUGCUGGAUGAGCCUACCAACGGUCUGGAUAUCCCAACCAUCGACUCGCUUGCCGAUGCCAUCAACGCCUUCACCGGUGGCUGUGUCGUCGUGUCCCACGACUUCCGUCUUUUGGAUAAGAUCGCCAAGGAGAUCCUGGUGUGCGAGAACAAGACCAUCAACAAAUGGCAGGGCUCGAUUGCCGACUACAAGAACCACCUCCGCAAGAAGAUGAAGGCUGAGGGUACGCUAUAAAGGGAGUGAGUCUGCUACGGGAGUAGGCUGGCUAUAUAGGGGAAGACGCGACACAUGGCAAGGACGGAUUGAUUGAUGAAUGGAUGGAUAGAUAUGCAUAUUGGCAUGUGGGGGGGAAAAGGACAGAUUACUUUAGAAUGCCGUGAUCCGUUUCUACUAGAAAAUGGCGCAGAUGUUUUUGGGUUUUUAUUGUGCCUUGUCUGUGCAGUCUGGGUCAAUUUGGGUCAUCUUGGCCCAACUUGGCUUCACGUUUUAGGGCUUUUUGUGGUGACGUGAAUUUUGUUUUGGUUGUGUGGUGGGAGUUGCUUGCGGCCACUGUAAUUUCAUCGUAGCCGUAGCGUACUCCAAUCUCCUUAUGGUAUGGAU
Messenger RNA from Pseudogymnoascus verrucosus, 2401 nucleotides. It is a transcript of the gene ARB1, whose product is annotated as ABC transporter ATP-binding protein arb1. The record is from RefSeq and is a predicted model, not a curated record. The coding region runs from base 176 to 2035 and encodes 619 amino acids. NCBI's taxonomy places the organism in Eukaryota, Fungi, Ascomycota, Leotiomycetes, Thelebolales, Thelebolaceae. Gene Ontology annotation, molecular function: ATP binding; ATP hydrolysis activity. The transcript has 6 exons.